AGAAGAAACCUUUUCUAAGAUGUUUAGUGCGGAUCGUCUCUUCCUGGUGGUGUUCCUUCUAGCACCACUUUGCCUCUCUCUAGCGCCUGAGAGGCGUUUGGGUUGUUACUUCACAAACUGGUCACCGGACCGGCCGGGAGAGUAUUCCCUCCAAAUUCGUGACAUUCCGGUGGACCUUUGCACGCAUGUGACCUACAAUUUUGUGGCCGUCGAUUCGCAAACCUUUGAGAUCAAACCAACGAACCCAAACUUUGACAUAACGCAGGAAGGGUUUAAGAAGUUUAGCGAGUUGAAGGAAUCGAACCCCGACCUCAAACUAUCUGUGGCCGUUGGAGGGUGGGCGCACGGAGGCCAUGCGUUCCACAGCAUGGUGUCAUCGUUGGAUGCGAGAGAAACCUUUAUCACCAGCGUAAUACAAUUCCUCAAGCGGUACAGCUUCGAUGGCAUUGAGAUUGUUUGGUUGUGGCCAGGGAACCCCGAGCGUGGAGGCACUGCAAGUGAUAAGGACAAUUUCUAUCUGCUUGUCGAUGAGAUGAAGCGUACGUUCCAGAAGGCUGGCCAUGGAUCGUGGGAAGUGGCCAUACAGGUUACACUGGAUCCGUCCCUAAUCGCCCAGGGCUACCACCAGCGGCGCCUGUGUCAGGCAGCUGAUUUUGUGCAUGUUGUUGGAUACGAUCUUCGUGGUUCGUGGAGCGGUUUCACCGAUGUACACAGCGCGCUGGACAAUCGACCACACGACAAAGACAAAUUGAAAGAUUUCACCGUGAAAGGAGGUGUACGGCAUUGGAUGAACAACGGUUGUUCGGCAAGCAAGAUCGUCUUGGGAGUGCCACUAUUUGGCAGAACGUACACUCUGUCCGAUCGUGGUUCUCACGGUCUGGCUGCUCGAUCAAGUGGUCCCGGGAGUUCGGGACCUUACACGCGUGAAUCCGGAUACAGGGGUUACUUUGAAAUUUGCCAGGAACAGAAACAAGCAAAUUGGACGAUCGAGUGGGACCCGAAGGGUAUGUGUCCGUACGCGUAUCUUGGCGAUCAGUGGGUUGGAUACGAGAACGGCAGCUCGUUGGAUGCAAAGGUCGCUUUUGUGGUGUCCGAACGGCUGGCAGGACUGUACGCCUUUUCGUUGGACUUGGAUGAUUACCGAGGAAAAUGUGGCGCCACUUAUCCGCUGAUGAAGAAGCUUUUCCAAGCGUACAAACCGACGAGAACUCCACUGCCUUCAGAUGGUGACGUUGGGUAUCCAAUUGUGCGUGCUCGUCGUCAUGUCAAGUGA
Molecule: messenger RNA, 1273 nt
Organism: Anopheles aquasalis
Lineage: Eukaryota; Metazoa; Arthropoda; Insecta; Diptera; Culicidae
Product: endochitinase-like
Biological process (GO): chitin catabolic process; carbohydrate metabolic process
Cellular component (GO): extracellular region
Molecular function (GO): chitinase activity; chitin binding
Source: RefSeq, a predicted model, not a curated record